Molecule: messenger RNA, 2791 nt
Organism: Ictalurus punctatus (channel catfish)
Lineage: Eukaryota; Metazoa; Chordata; Actinopteri; Siluriformes; Ictaluridae
Product: T-cell surface glycoprotein CD3 delta chain
Exons: 5
Coding region: 231-728 (165 amino acids)
Biological process (GO): cell surface receptor signaling pathway; positive thymic T cell selection
Cellular component (GO): external side of plasma membrane; alpha-beta T cell receptor complex
Molecular function (GO): transmembrane signaling receptor activity
Source: RefSeq, a predicted model, not a curated record
GGUGUUCAGUGUUAGAAAGAAGCACAACAUUAAAGUUAAAAUGGCGGAACGUAACAAGACAAAUGGCUACGCUGGUUUCUAGAUUGUCCUCCAUUUUGGAUCGAGCAACUAACUAUCCAACCAAACACACACACACACACACACUCGUACUAUUGCCUGCUGUAAUGUUGAUGUACAUGAAGCAAGUCUAACUUUUGCUUUUCACCUAUAAAGUCAGAAGUCUGAACAAGAUGAAGUGGAGAAGUUUGUUGUUUCUUUUUACCUGCUUGCUGAUGCAGAAAUUGGUCUCUGGCCAAGAAAAUGAACUAUUCAAAGUGAAGAAGACACCUGAUCUCUUUACAUUCACAUGCACUAAUGGCAAAUGGAGCUUGGAAAAUGGAAGUACACCAGUUGAGAUCAAUUUACCCUACAAAGAUUUAAAUUCUGUGUAUACGUGUUCUAAAAAUGAAAAAAUCUAUGAAAUUACAAUUAAAUUCAGAACUUGUGACAACUGUAUUGAGCUGGACACACCUGCCUUGACUGCCAUCAUCGUGGGGAACAUUUUGGCCACCUUUCUCAUUGCCUUUGCGGUUUAUAGCAUUACAGCGCAGCCCAAAGGCAAAAACUUCUCUGGCAACAAAGCAUCAGAUAAAGUGAAUCUAAUCACCAACGGAGAUAGAGAAACGUAUCAGCAACUGAAUCCAGGUCAGAAUUCCGAGUACAGCAGGCUGGAAGUCAGACAUAAGUGAUCAUCGUCAUAAUCAUCAUCACUUUCAUAUGACGCCAUCUUUAAAUUCAGAUUUGACUCAACUGGUCAUGGGAACCCCAACGUCUGUUCGUACAAAAAAUACAUUUUAAUAUACCUAUGGGUGCUUUUGUUUUUUUAAAACGUUUGUCUUUCAGUAUCAUAGUUAAGCAGUAGCCCUGAUGAAUAUUGUUAAUGCUGGGUAAUAAUGAAUGAAUUUCAUAAAUUUAUAAACAUACAUAAGGCUAGAAACGCUGAAAUUUAUUAUAAAUUAUGAAGAAAUUACAGAGGUAUUUUAAUAUUAAAGUCAUUCUAAAUGUAUGAACGUUACUUGUAUAUGGAUGUUCGGCACAGUUUGAGUUAACGUCGUAAACUAGUGUAGCAAGCCUAACUGGAAUUAACUGCGUUGACUGUCCUUCAUCACGUUUGACGGAUCGAAUAAAAGCGAUCAGUUUUUCUCUGAAAGUUUCUGUUUCCUUAUCUGUUGUUCACUUAGGUGAAGUCGAAGGUCAGUUUUCGCAAACAAAUCGUCUUGUUUAGCUCGCUGCUUUGCUGAUUUUACUAUUAGAGGCUAUUAGAUAUAUUAUAUUAGUUAUAAUCUUUAAAAUUUGCCUUCUUGUGAUUAGCCUGAAUUAUGUAACUAAUCAAACUGUUACUGUUAUCACCGUGACGUUGAUUAUUUUCCUAUAACAGCACACCCCAAACUGUUUAUUGCACUUAUACCACAGCAAUUUGCCAACAAUUGCAAUUUUGCUGCUGACGUGGCGGGAAACGUAAGUCCUUCCAUUAACGUUAAACAAACAUCCCCUUACUGAAAAACUUAAGCUUAGAUUACAUGAAACGUCCACCAUACAAGUCUGUAUGAAUUAGUUGUUACUACACAAGAUAUGCAGUAGUCACUAUAUUCAGAGGUGGUCACAAUUAAUCACCUGGCCCAUCAGAAUCCAGAAUUCGCUGUGUUUUACAGAUAGCAAAAUCUAAAAAUAAAUAAAUAAAUAAAUAAAGAUCAGACUUUUACUAAAACUAGACAGGAAUUUUAUAUGAGGGUAAAAAAUUCAGCAUUAAUUAUGCUCAAAUCAUCAAGAAUACUCAUUGGUUUGUGUACACGAGAAAUCAAUUGAAUGUUUAGGUGGUAAGCAAGGUGAAGUCGUUUAAUAACCGUUUAUUAAAAUGUUUUGUAUUUAAAAUGGAUUCAAGUACAUUUAGCAAAGUGGCCAAGGGAAGAAAGAGCCGAGUCGACCUACAGAAGCGGCAAAGUCGAACAUUCAAAAUAAAAUUUGAGAAGUGGCUAAGUACAGAAUACUCUAAGUAUUAAGAAAUGGUCAUGGAAUGACUUCCACAUGUAAGCAGACUUAGUAAAGCAAAGCAAAGGUUGUUAAAGAAGUGGGCAGGUAAAGAACGGUCAUAGGCAUGGAGAAGAGUUAUCUGUGUAUACAUAGCGCAGUUUUUUUUUAUCUUCCUGUCCUUAAUUAUGUUUCCUUCCUUCUGAAUGGAUUGCUAGCAUAGAAUUAGCAAUGCACCUAAAAACUGUGUUUUAUUUUAAUAAUUAAUUCUGAAUUCCAGACUUUUGUAAAAUUCAUGCUGAGAAUUUUAUCGCCCUCGAUCAAGUUUAUAUUUUAUUUUUAUGUAGGAGUGCUAACCUCUGUACCAUUAAAUGGUAAACAGUGGCUAGCAAUCUUAAACUACAAAUCUACUUACAAGUAUUAUUUCAUAACAUGGCAGUUUGGCGAGCUAGUUUAGUUGAGUUGAUCAGGUAACUUGAGAAUCGCCUGUUUUAUUCUUUCUAACUAUUAUUUUUAACAUAUGUCCUCAAAGUGUUAAGAUUUUUUUUCUUCUGUAUUUGAUACUGUUCCUGUAAUUGCUUUUAUAGAUCAAGAUGAAACUAUGUUGGUUGUUGAAAAAGAUCGGCAAACGUGCAAAUUUGUAAUAUAAUACAGCGACCUGAGAUUGAAUGGAUUCGAUUGCAAUUAUUGUAGAUAUGCAAAAAGAUGAAAGCUAACGUUUGAAAGGUUAUUGUUUCUUUUUGUGACGCUUGUAAAUCUAAUAAAGCACUCUUUACUAAGUGAA